AAUCGUAUUUAUAUAUAUGUGCAUAGCUAUCAAAUUUUUAGUUAAAGAAAAUACGAGUGCCUGGACGCCAACUUCUCUGCAUGCCAGCUCUACAAUUGAACCACAACGAUGGCCUCGAUAAUAGCUAUCAGCCUGGCAGCCAUGAUGCACCUAGUUCUGCGAGUGAGCUUCUAUAUCCAGCCGAAUGAGAAGCAGUCGGCGCCCGGACCAGCAUUACCCACAAUUAUCGUUUGUAUUGCACUGCUCGAUAUAAUAUACGAUAAUCGGAUUUUGCCGCAACGCUACGAGUGCAUGGUGCCGAAAGCAUUUAAGUAUCUGUGCGAGGCUGGGAUCGCCAUAUUUUUUCUGGAGGUGGGCAUGCUGAUCUUCUGGGCGACCAUUGAGUAUGUCAUAUAUUUGACCUCCAGGGCCUUGUUGCUGAGCCUAGGCUUGGUAUCAAUGCAGACCUAUAAUAAGCAUGAGACCUUCAUGGUUGGACUCUUCACUGUGCCCCUUUCGCUGUUCAUUUUGGCAAUGACAGGUCAGGCCACCGAUCACUUUCAUCUGCUGCAAGAUCAUUAUCUGUCCGUGCAGACAUUAGCCGCCUUGAGGCUGGACAAUGCGAUGAAAUUUCUGCGUCGCACCGAUGAGCAGCAGCGGCACAUGCUGCGCCUCGCUGUCAAGAAUCACGAUGCGGCCAGGAAGGGACAGGAACGUGGUCGCCACUGGACGCCCCACUUUGAAUCGAAGUAGAUCGAAAAUCAAGUUAUUAUAGAAAAUUUAUAAAAUUACUUGUCGUAAUCGUAUGCGUAUAAUUAAUAAAUUUGCUUUUGUUUUUAUUUAAAUUACAAAGUAACGACUAUAUUGCUGCUGCUCGAGAAUUUGUAACAAGCUUGAAAGUUAAUUGCAUUUUAACGCACUCUUCCUAUUUAUUUUAAUACCUUGCUGAGACAAGGUAAUUUCAAGUUUUUUGUUUGUUCUUCAUUGUAUAUAAUACUUAAAAUUAAAACAAUUUAUUACGAUAUAUUACGAUGUAUUUUAUGCAUAAGUUCAACUUAAUUUCAUUCCAUUUAGUCUGCAUACCUAAAAAGCACGUGUUCGAGUUUGUUUUUAAACUUUUGCAUUUGUUUCCCAAGCUCUGCAUGAAGCGACGUAAUUAAACGAUUCAUUUCUGCUUUCAAUAUUGCUUCAAAUACAUUCAUACAUGUAGUCCUAAUUACGACGGUUCAAUGCAAAGCUUUCGAUUGGCCACUUUCAAUUUCAAUUUAGUUGCGCCUUCAAUGAGUAUUUGGUAGUGGCUGGCUG
Scaptodrosophila lebanonensis is the source of this 1284-nucleotide messenger RNA. RefSeq lists its product as uncharacterized. The record is from RefSeq and is a predicted model, not a curated record. NCBI's taxonomy places the organism in Eukaryota, Metazoa, Arthropoda, Insecta, Diptera, Drosophilidae. The transcript is spliced from 2 exons. Bases 109 to 732 code for a protein of 207 amino acids.